GUAUAAAGCACGCGAGGGUUUUCUUUCCCAUUUCAUUCGCAGUGCCAAAUAAUAAAGCCGGACACAUCUGAGUCCUAACACAGCGUUUGGCAAGCGAGAGAAACAAAAUCCGAAGGGAAUCCCAAUUUCUUCGCUCUCCAUUUCUACCGCUUCCAUUUCUCCUUUUUUUUAACCUCCGGCAAUGGCUACCAAUUCUGAUUCUUUUAAACAAUCCCUUCUCCCUAGCUUCCUUUACUCUUCUUCCCCCAACUCAUUCUCUCUGGAUCGACUCCUCAACGCCAACAGCCCUGCUUUCUCUGCUUCGCGCUCCACUAUACCCGAUGCUCCUGCGGCCUCUUCCUCGCCAUCGAUCAAGGCGAGAACUUUCAUGAUCCCCUCCCCCAAUGAGCCCGGGAAGAAGAUCGAGAUGUAUUCGCCUCAGUUCUACGCUGCUUGUACCUUUGGCGGUAUCCUUAGCUGUGGUCUCACUCACAUGGCCGUUACUCCUCUUGACCUCGUCAAGUGUAAUAUGCAGAUUGACCCUGCAAAGUACAAAAGUAUUUCAUCUGGUUUUGGAGUUCUACUAAAGGAGCAAGGAGUGAGAGGCUUCUUCCGUGGUUGGGUUCCUACCCUUCUUGGUUACAGCGCACAGGGUGCUUGCAAGUUUGGAUUCUAUGAGUUCUUCAAGAAGUACUAUUCUGACCUUGCUGGACCUGAAUAUUUUGCCAAGUACAAGACUCUCAUCUAUCUUGCCGGCUCUGCAUCUGCUGAGGUAAUUGCUGAUGUUGCACUUUGUCCCUUUGAGGCAGUCAAGGUCAGGGUUCAAACCCAGCCUGGUUUUGCUAGGGGUCUGUCUGAUGGUCUUCCCAAGUUUGUCAGAUCAGAAGGUGCUGUUGGAUUGUACAAGGGUAUUGUUCCUCUUUGGGGCCGACAGAUUCCAUAUACCAUGAUGAAAUUUGCUUCUUUUGAAACUAUUGUUGAGAUGAUCUACAAGUAUGGUAUUCCCACUCCCAAGGAGCAGUGCAGCAAAAGUCUGCAGCUUGGUGUUAGUUUUGCUGGUGGUUAUGUCGCUGGUGUCUUCUGUGCUAUUGUUUCGCAUCCUGCUGACAACCUUGUCUCCUUCCUUAACAAUGCCAAAGGAGCAACUGUUGGGGAUGCUGUGAAGAAGCUUGGAUUAUGGGGUCUGUUUACCCGUGGUCUUCCCCUCCGUAUUGUGAUGAUUGGAACUCUAACUGGAGCUCAGUGGGGUAUCUAUGAUGCUUUCAAAGUGUUUGUGGGGCUGCCAACUACUGGUGGUGUUGCUCCUGCUCCUGCGGCUGUGGAGCUUGCCAAGGCAUAGAAUGUUGGAAAUCCUGUUGUCAUGGGGGACAAGUAAACAUAGGAUUGCUGGAAUGGUUUGUCAAGCUGGUGGAAGGAUAUUCUUUUUUGCGUUGAGAACAUUUUUAUCAAGUCGCUCUGUUUUGAAAAAAACUGUUGGUUCUAGGAGAGGAUGGUUUUGAUCUCAUCCUCCAAACUACGGAGACUAAUUAUUUUUGUAAUAGUUAGAUCAUAAAUGAAAUUUCAUUUGAAGAUCAA
Molecule: messenger RNA, 1554 nt
Organism: Gossypium arboreum
Lineage: Eukaryota; Viridiplantae; Streptophyta; Magnoliopsida; Malvales; Malvaceae
Product: mitochondrial phosphate carrier protein 3, mitochondrial-like
Exons: 6
Coding region: 182-1318 (378 amino acids)
Biological process (GO): mitochondrial phosphate ion transmembrane transport
Cellular component (GO): mitochondrial inner membrane
Molecular function (GO): phosphate transmembrane transporter activity
Source: RefSeq, a predicted model, not a curated record